AUCACGUGAACAAGCUGUGAAACAACACAAAAAGAGCGCGAAGAAAAUUGCGCGAACAUAAAGCGCCAAGACUAUUACUUAUCAAGGCUUUGAAGUGCAGAAUUCUUUAUUGUUUUCUUAUAUAGCCACCGAAAUGGGUCAUUUCUUAUCCACUGCCUUAACUGCAUUGGGUUAUUCUCACCCUGAUUGCCAAGAGAAAAUAUUAUACUUCAAAAAGCUAAGUGAUCAAGCUACAACUCCGAGCAGAGGCACUGAUUUGGCCGCUGGCUACGAUUUGUACAGCGCGGAAGAAAAAACUAUUCCCAAAGAGGGGAAGGCUUUAGUAAAGACAGAUAUCGCGAUUGCAUUGCCUCAAGGAUGCUAUGGACGAGUUGCCCCGAGGUAGGUGAACAAAUUUAGCGUUUUUUAGAAGAAAUAUUGCAGUUCAAAGAGCCCGCGUUCUUCUGUGAGCACAUGUUGCGUGUUGAAGCAAGAUCAAGCGGUUGUACAUGUUUUUGUACACUUUUCUACGUGUUCCACAAAUCUGAGAUCCAUACUUUUGAGAACUGAACCAAAUUUGCUGUUGAAACGCUGAGUGCCUUAAAACUUUUAAUCGGACAUUAGAGUUUUGUUCCCUGUUGGCGGGAAUAUCCACACAUACAUGUUAAUGAGUUUUUAACAUAGCUUCUAUCUUAUGAAGCUACUUUUAUGACUCAAACUAUUUAAUUAAGCUUAAUUUGUUUUAGGUUUUGUAACAGAAUUAUUCUGCACUGUAAACAUGAACUUUGAUCAAUGGGUAUUUCAGCAAAUAAUGUCUGGAAAAUUUCAAAGGAUACAAUUUAAAUUCAAAGUUAUUGAGAAAUUGUUGUAUUUUUAGAUCCAGCCUCUCCUGGAAGCACCACAUUGAUGUAGGUGCAGGCGUGGUAGACCGUGAUUAUCGUGGAAAUGUUGGGGUAGUACUUUUUAACCUGUCCAAAACUGAUUAUACAGUCCACCAAGGAGAUCGCAUUGCUCAACUUAUCGUUGAAAGAAUAAGCACCCCUCCUCUUGUAGAAGUUGAGGUAAGGUUCAUGAGCUUGGGGUACAUACUUGUUGCAGUGCGGUAGACAUACAAAUAAUUUUCCUCCAGGAACUUAGGAGCUGUAGCUUAUUAAAACCCUCAAGUGAAAUUAAAAGGUCCCAAAAUAAAGUAAUGAUAAAAAAAAAACAAGUAUUAAAAUAAUACGUAUUAAAACAUGAAUCAGGAACAAAAUCACUUCUGUGCAAUCAAGAAAACGGUUGCCUGGUUGUCUCUGAUCGGCUCAACUAUCGAUUUUGUUUCAAGGAUGCAUUGCUCAGUGUUACGCAAGAAGGGCUAUGUUUUUUUGCAUGAAUUAAAUAGCAUGUUGAUUACCAACUCUGACAAAAACAAGAUAUACAAAAGUUUUCACACAAAGAGACUUGUCGUGUGCAACACAAGCGUUCUUUCUCCCAACUUCACGUAUCAUUACCUACCAAGUGGUUUGCAAGCUAAGAUCACUAGAUAAUCCUUUGUAUUGAUCCAUUUUGCCAGAGGGAAAAAAAACAUUGUUUGAAGCUAUUGGUACUUUUGUCAUUUUCUGGUUGCUAACUAGAAAGAGGGCUGUGCUCUGGCUCCUAACUUUUGCUCUUGGGCGACUAGGAAAUUGGGGUGGGUGAUAGAGUUCAAUUUUAGGGCUUAAACCAGAGCGAGUGGGUAUUUUCUCUGCAGAACUUUUUUGCUCUGUUUGUUGUUGCACCGUCCAGAGGAGCCACAAUCAUGGCAAAACAGCUGUUGACGGCUACAACCCUGCUCUGUUUUGGGUUCUAUCAUUGUUGUGUUGAUGUGUUGCAAAGUUAAUUUUCAUGUGGUAUGAUCAGCAUUGCAGAAUUGAAUGUGAAAUCUUCGUUUUUUCAAGUUGUAUGCUGGGCACACUAGAUUUUACAGUUUCAGAGCCUUGGGUUCCCCUCAAUUUCCUUAGAGCACAGCCUUGUAGAAGAGAAAAAGAAAAACUAUCCUAAACUUUUUUUUUACUCUAAAAUUAACCGAGCUUGUUUUUGUUUUCAGUUUGCACUGCUUUCUUGGAUUUGGACAUGAUGAACAGAAGGAAUAACUUUUAAACAGAAAAUGAAGUUUAAACCUUUAAAGAAAAGAAUUUAAACUUUAAUGCUGCUUUUAAUAGUCCAGAUCUAGCCUGUUGUGAAACAAAGGUAAAUUAUAAAAGUAGAUUUGAAUUUACUUGAUUAUCAUGUAAAUCAAUAAAUGAAUAAAUUUCGAAAAAAUUAAAAGUGGAAUAAAUGAUAUAAAAAUUUUUUCACAAGAAAUUGUGUGUAGGGAUUAAACUAAGUUCAAAUUAAAUCUGGCAUGAUAGGGCAAGACUAAAGAAAACUUCUGUACAUUAAUCAGUGAUCAAUUAAUACAGAACUUUACUGUAAAGUAUUAGCAAAGCAAUUUAAGGAAGAUUUGUGCAUUUCCAUUGAAUUAUUAGUUUUAUUUUCCCUUAAACUGGGGCCCAAUUUUUUAGGUUUGGGCUUUAAAUAGGGUGUCAGUUUUCAUUAUUUUGUCUCAUCUUUAACCCAUUUGUCCCCGAGCCACCCAUAACCACCCAUUCGGAUCCACACUUCCCUUCUACCACUCUUGACGUCACCAGUUUUAAUGGUCAAGGUCAAUUUAGUCUGCCAACUUGUGCAAAGUGAAGAAAUCUUUCAAACCAUACCAGAAUGUGCUCAAUUCAGUCAAGGACACCAGAGGAAAAUGCAAAAAAACCAUAUAAUAAUGACCUGAAAAUUUCCAUGAAAAUCUUGUUCCACUACACGCCUACCUUCCCUUUCAUCCAAUUCUAAGAUCCUAAAAGCUUUCCUAAAAACUUUUCCCACCAAAAUGAAGCCUACUAAAUGCAUAGCAAAAGAAAAAAAAAUGAGGCAAGAAAAGCAAAGAAAGAGAGGAGGAGAGAAAGUGAAAAGUAAUAGUCAAGACCAGUGUUCUCCCAAGGUACCUAAGGCUAGGCAGGCCGCCUAGGUUAGUACACUAGAAAAUUGUUGCCACCUGGCUUAAAAGCCAAAGAUUUAUCAUCAUCAACAACAACAACAACAUCUUUGAAUAAAAAGUAAUAACAAGAAGAUACUUGGACAAAAUAAAUCGCAAAUUUAUAACCCCCCACCCAAUUCAGGGAUGGGAAAGUGGCACAUUUUGGCUUUUGUGCGGCUUCAUCCUUGAUUUAGGGGGGAAAGGGGUUUGCUGUUGCAGUGGUUCUGUCCAAGAUUGUAGGUACUUUAGAGACAAAAAUGCUAUGGGGUGUUCAAGAAAAUCAAUCCUUUUUGUACACUGUGUUAAGUACCUAUCAAAUUUAUGUAUACUGGAAGUGACUUGUUAAAGGCAUAAAUAAAUAGGUGGAGGGGAUGACUGGGAGGGGAGCAAUGAGUCCAUUAUCAGGACUAAUUUGUGAAAUUUCUAAUUCAGUUGGUCAGGGAAAUUUUGCAUUUGUCAGGAAGGAAAAAGUGAGGGUAUUUCAAAAACCUCUGGCUUUGGCAACCAUGAUUUCAUUUGGCUGACAUGCCAUUAUUUCCUCUUUUCAGGAGUUGGAUAGUACAGCUCGAGGAACUGCAGGCUAUGGAUCCACGGGAAAAUAGAAACGGGCCUUACUUUAACUGACUGAAAGUUUUCUGUACAGAUUAGCAUGCCAAGUGCCAUCUUUGAAUUGCAUUUAAAAAUAAAAUUUAUUAUUACUUUACAGUAGAUAUCUUAAGCCAGUUGUUUAAAAGCUGGAAAUAUUGUAAAUGUUUUUGAAACAGUUAAAAUCAUUUUCCUGUUAUAGUUCCUUACUUAUAUGAGGACAAACAAGAUUAAUUUCUACUGUAGCAAUUGUGAUGGUGAGGCUCAUUAAGAACUUAAUAAUUACCCUCAAUUCAACAGUCUGACUUGAUAAAAUUUCCGUUUGAACAGAGAACAAAAAAGACAGCUUCUUUUUACACCUUAACUAAAACUUUUGGCUCAAGUUAUUAAGAUAUUGCUGUCAACUAGACACGUCAGUAAUUGGUAUACAAUGUAUACUGAUCUUUUUCAUUGUUGCUUCUAACUCCCUUUCAAACAACUGCUCUAUUUCAACAUCAAGUUUUGUUCCUAAACUUACUGCUGUUGCUCGUGUUUUACUAAAAGAAGAAAGGAGUAAAACUAGAUAUAAGAGACUGUUGUAUUUAUUGUACAUGAGAAAAAUCUUCAACAACUUUGCUUGUAUGGACUUUGUUGUUUGUAUUAAGCUAUAUGGUACUUUUAAUGAUGUUUGUAUUGAGAAAAUAGAUCGGUGGUUGGUGUCCACCUUGUUGUAGUCUUGACUUUUGACACUGCUUUCUAUCAUGAAAUUAGAUUUUCGGUCACAUAUGUUGGACUACCAUGAUCUCAAACUAAAGUACCGUAAAUCCUCCAUUAAUCCCCCCUCUCAAAUAAACCCUCCCUUUUUCAGGGGAAGGAAGUUAAAAAAGCCCCCUCCC
Molecule: messenger RNA, 4464 nt
Organism: Porites lobata
Lineage: Eukaryota; Metazoa; Cnidaria; Anthozoa; Scleractinia; Poritidae
Source: the annotation of a GenBank genome assembly